Molecule: messenger RNA, 552 nt
Organism: Penicillium angulare
Lineage: Eukaryota; Fungi; Ascomycota; Eurotiomycetes; Eurotiales; Aspergillaceae
Product: putative extracellular thaumatin domain protein
Exons: 1
Coding region: 1-552 (183 amino acids)
Source: RefSeq, a predicted model, not a curated record
AUGAUGUUCACCAAGACUUUCGGCAUGGCUGCUGUCUUCGCUGCCCUGGCUUCUGCCCUUCCCUCCGGCACUGUCCCUGUUAUCAAGCGUGACACCCAAGCCGCCGGCGGUAGCGUCCUGAUCACCAACAACCUCGACAAGGACGUCUACGCCUGGUCCGUUACCGACAGCGUCGGUCCUAUGCAGAUCCUCACGGCAAACGGUGGCUCCUACACCGAGCAGUGGAAGACCAACUCCAACGGCGGUGGUGUUUCCAUCAAGCUGGCCACAGACGAGAGCCAGUCCGAUGUCCUGCAGUUCGAGUACACCCAAGCUACCGAUACUAUCUUCUGGGAUCUCUCCUGCAUCAACAUGGAGUCCAACUCCGAGUUCACCCAGUACGGUUUCUCUGUCCUGCCCACUGACAGUGGUUCCGAUACCACCUCUUGCCCUACCGCCGUCUGUCAGGCUGGUGACGCCAACUGCGCCGCUGCUUACCUGCAGCCUACCGAUGAUCAUGCCACUCACGGCUGCCCCAUCGAUACCGGCCUGACCGUUACUCUGGGGCAGUAA